Molecule: messenger RNA, 2331 nt
Organism: Fraxinus pennsylvanica
Lineage: Eukaryota; Viridiplantae; Streptophyta; Magnoliopsida; Lamiales; Oleaceae
Source: the annotation of a GenBank genome assembly
AUGCCUUUAUCAAUUCUCUCACUACCACUUCCUCCGCCAGUUUCUAUCUCUAACAAACUCAAACUCGCCGCCCCACUCCCAUUUCUACACCCCCAUCACCACUACCUUUGCUUCAGACCGCCACUUCUCACCACCACCACCACUACCACUGUCUCUGCUAUUGGACCGGACGGAAAAUUUUAUCCGACUCCAUCAGAUGAUGAUCCUCCUGAAGCCCCGGAGGAUUCCAUGCACGGUGUCAACAAGUUCCAGCAAAUUCAUCGCCAGGCUGCCCGUGCCCGCAAGAUUCAAGAAGAAGAUUUCAAGAAAAACCAGCCUGUUUUCCUUAAAGCUCUCGAAGAAACUGAGGAUAAUCCCAAUGCUCUUAACAAUGACGAUUCUGGGGACGAUCUUUUUGGUGAAAUAGACAAAGCUAUUGCUUUAAAACGUCAAGAGUUUAUCAAGAAGGGGCUGAUUAAGCCGGGUCCUAAUGGGAAGCCCAAGGCGGAGCUUGAAAGAAUUGAGGAAUUAGAGCCUGAAGAAGCGGUUGAUUUGGAUGAAAUUAAAGAGCUUCAAGGGUUGACUAGGAUUUCAGAUGAUGAAAAUGAGAGUGAAAUCGAUGAAAGCUUCGAAAAGUCUGAUUUUGAGGUUAGUGAUGGUGAACUUUCGAGCAAGUUAUCUUCGUUUGAUAUCGAUUUUGAUGAAUUUGGUAAAACCAAGGCUAGAAUUGUGGAACCCAAGUUUAAAAUGAGUUUAGUAGAGCUUUUAGACGAGAGUAAAGUAGUCCCCAUAGCAGUAUAUGGUAAUUUAGAGGUUGAAAUAAGUGGAAUUUCACAUGAUUCACGAGUUGUUGAGAGUGGUGAUUUGUUUGUGUGUUGCGUUGGAAGGAAAACUGAUGGACAUCUGUUUUUAUCUGAGGCGGAUAAGAGAGGGGCUGUUGCAGUUGUGGCUAGUAAGGAGGUUGAUAUAGAGGAGACGUUGGGUUGCAAGGCUUUGGUUAUUGUAGAGGAUACUAAUGCAGUGCUUGCUGCAUUAGCAGCUUCGUUUUAUAGAUAUCCCUCUAAUAGUAUAUCAGUGAUAGGUAUAACGGGGACAAAUGGGAAGACAACUACCUCAUAUUUGAUCAAGAGUAUGUAUGAGGCGAUGGGGUUGAGGACCGGGAUGUUGAGUACUGUGGCAUAUUAUGUUCAUGGGGAUAACAAGUUGGAGUCACCUAACACAACCCCAGAUGCUGUUUUGGUUCAGAAGUUGAUGGCAAAGAUGGUGCAUAAUGGCACAGAGGCAUUGGUUAUGGAGGCUUCUUCUCAUGGAUUGGCAUUAGGAAGGUGUGAUGAGGUUGAUUUUGAUAUUGCAGUUUUUACAAAUUUGACUAGGGAUCAUUUGGAUUUUCACGGGACUGAGGAAGAGUAUAGGGAUGCCAAGGCCAAACUUUUUUCAAAGAUGGUGGAUCCAGAACGCCAUCGCAAAGUUGUUAAUAUUGACGAUGUCAAUGCAGCUUUUUUUAUUGCACAGGGAAAUCCUGAUGUACCAGUUGUUACCUUUGCAAUGGAGAACAAGAAGGCUGAUGUUCAUCCUUUGAAGUUUGAACUAUCUCUAUUCGAGACUCAGGUUUUGGUCAAUACACCUCAAGGUAUAUUGGAAAUUUCAUCGGGCUUACUUGGGAGGCACAAUAUUUACAAUAUUUUGGCAGCUGUAGCUGUUGGAAUUGCAGUCGGGGCCCCUUUGGAGGACAUUGUUAGAGGAAUUGAAGAGGUUGAUGCAGUACCAGGUAGGUGUGAACUGAUAGAUGAGGAACAGGCUUUUGGAGUAAUUGUGGACUAUGCUCAUACGCCUGAUGCAUUGUCCAGACUUCUUGAUUAUGUGAGGGAACUUGGCCCAAGGAGGGUCAUCACUGUUUUUGGUUGUGCUGGAGAGAGUGACAGAGGGAAGAGGCCCAUGAUGACAAAAAUCGCAACUGAUAAAAGUGACAUCACAAUCUUGACAUCAGACAACCCAAAAAAUGAGGAUCCUUUGGACAUAUUGGAUGAUAUGUUAGCCGGUGUAGGAUGGACAAUGCAGGAUUAUUUGAAACAUGGAGAGAAUGAUUACUAUCCACCUCUCUCUAAUGGCCAUAGGCUUUUUCUGCAUGAUAUAAGACGAGUUGCUGUCCGAUGUGCUGUUGCUAUGGGUGAGGAAGGCGAUAUGGUUGUGGUUGCUGGUAAAGGCCAUGAAACAUAUCAAAUAGAAGGUGACAAGAAGGAGUUCUUUGACGAUCGUGAGGAAUGCCGAGAAGCACUGCAGUAUGUCGACGAGCUUCACCAAGCUGGGAUUGAUACGAGUGAAUUUCCAUGGCGGUUGCCGGAAAGUCAUUAA